GGUCAGAGCCCGCCCCGGGGUCCGCCAAGGUGCGUCUCCUGGCAGACGCGGCAGCCUGGGGCCGAGCGAGCCCGGACGCGCCACCUGCGGUGCAGGCUGCUGCUUUUUAUUUACUAGCAAACCCUGUUUCCCCGCGGGAGAGUCCGGGAGCGCGCGGGCACACACACACACUCACUCACUGACACACGCGCUCGCGCACACACAUAUACACACACGCUAGCGCUCUUGUCUUCACAACUGCAUGCCCAAACCGACAGUGCGAAGCUACUGCGGUUUCUCUUAACCUCAGCACCGUGGGGAGAAGCAGAGCCGUUGUGCAUCAGGGAGCGCCCAGUGCCUGAGCUGCCGCCUCGGGUACAUACACAAUCCAGCAGACCGCUCACCCCAUCGGCUGGAAUGCUUGCAAACUGCUAAGGCUGUGAUCCUGAGGAACCCAGCUGGAGAAUGCCGUCUGAACGCUGCCUGAGUAUUCAAGAAAUGCUGACAGGCCAGAGGCUCUGCCACUCGGAAUCUCACAAUGAUAGUGUCUUGGCAGCGCUGAAUCAACAGAGAAGUGAUGGCAUCCUCUGUGACGUCACCCUGAUUGCCGAGGAACAGAAAUUCCAUGCUCACAAGGCAGUCCUUGCAGCGUGCAGCGACUAUUUCCGGGCGAUGUUCAGUCUCUGUAUGGUGGAAAGUGGAGCAGAUGAGGUCAGCUUACAUGGUGUGACCAGCCUUGGCUUAAAGCAGGCCCUGGAGUUUGCAUACACAGGACAGAUUUUGUUGGAGCCCGGCGUGAUCCAGGAUGUGUUAGCAGCUGGCAGUCACCUACAGCUGUUGGAGCUUCUCAAUUUAUGUUCCCACUAUCUCAUCCAGGAAUUAAAUAGCUUUAAUUACUUGGAUCUGUACAGACUUGCUGACCUCUUUAACCUCACUUUGCUGGAGAAGGCAGUGAUCGAUUUCUUAGUGAAACAUCUCUCUGAGCUCCUGAAGAGUCGCCCAGAAGACGUUCUAACGCUUCCUUAUUGUCUGCUCCAGGAGGUUCUGAAGAGUGACCGCCUGACCUCCCUGAGUGAAGAGCAGAUCUGGCAGCUAGCCGUGAGGUGGUUGGAACACAACUGCCAUUACCAGUACAUGGAUGAGCUCCUGCAGUAUAUCCGCUUCGGCCUCAUGGAUGUGGAUACUCUCCAUACAGUUGCCCUGUCCCACCCCCUCGUCCAGGCAAGUGAAACUGCGACAGCUCUUGUCAAUGAGGCGCUGGAGUACCACCAGAGCAUCUAUGCACAGCCCGUUUGGCAGACUCGCAGGACCAAACCACGGUUCCAGUCAGACACUCUGUAUAUCAUUGGUGGGAAAAAGCGUGAGGUCUGUAAAGUCAAGGAACUUCGGUACUUCAAUCCUCUUGACCAGGAGAAUGCUCUCAUAGCUGCCAUUGCCAACUGGAGCGAGCUGGCUCCCAUGCCCGUAGGAAGGAGCCACCACUGUGUGGCAGUCAUGGGGGACUUUCUGUUUGUAGCAGGAGGAGAAGUUGAGCAUGCUAGUGGCCGGACGUGUGCCGUGAGGACUGCCUGUCGCUAUGACCCCCGCAGUAAUUCCUGGGCGGAGAUAGCACCCAUGAAGAACUGCCGGGAGCAUUUUGUGCUGGGUGCCAUGGAUGAAUACCUCUAUGCAGUUGGGGGUAGAAAUGAACUGCGCCAGGUUCUGCCUACAGUUGAGCGAUAUUGCCCCAAGAAGAACAAAUGGACUUUUGUGCAGUCCUUUGACCGAUCCCUUUCAUGUCAUGCUGGAUAUGUGGCUGAUGGUCUUCUUUGGAUAUCAGGUGGAGUAACUAACACAGCACAAUAUCAGAACAGACUAAUGGUAUAUGAACCUAACCAGAAUAAAUGGAUAAGCCGCAGCCCUAUGUUGCAGAGAAGGGUUUACCAUUCCAUGGCUGCCGUUCAAAGAAAGCUUUAUGUUCUCGGAGGCAAUGACCUGGACUACAAUAACGACCGGAUCCUUGUGCGGCAUAUAGAUUCUUACAACAUAGACACUGACCAGUGGACGCGUUGUAAUUUCAACCUGUUGACUGGCCAAAAUGAAUCUGGAGUCGCUGUCCAUAAUGAGAGGAUAUAUUUAGUUGGUGGAUAUUCGAUUUGGACAAAUGAGCCUCUGGCUUGUAUCCAGGUGGUGGAUGUAAGUAGAGAAGGCAAAGAAGAAGUAUUUUAUGGGCCAACACUCCCUUUUGCUUCUAAUGGAAUAGCGGCAUGCUUCCUUCCAGCUCCGUAUUUCACAUGCCCUAACCUUCAGACUCUUCAAGUGCCUCAUCACAGGAUUGGGACCAUCUGAAAACCAAUGCUUUGUUAAUAACUGUCAUUAACAAAAGGGAAAGAAAAGGUUCACUUCUGAAUACUGGGCAUGAAAAGACUCAGUGCUCAAUGCUUCCUUGUUUUGUUUUAUAUGUCUUAUUUUCAGAUAAACAGUAGCAAAAAAAAAAAAAAGUUUUCUAAAAUACAUUACUGAAACCUGUUGUCACCCUUCUCUUUGUGUUUCAAUAUACACUAUGUCUGGUGUAAUAUACACUGGUGUAGCUCAGUGACAACGUAAUGGUCAGUUACUGUUUCCGUGGGUCUUUAGAGCCUUCAUUGUAGACUUUCUCUAAUCAGCACUGUCUAGGAAAACAGGAAAAUGUUAGUAAGGCAAUUUAUUUCACAGGUACUGCCAUCAACAAUCUUUAAAAAAAAAAAAAUCUUCAGGAGUCAAUCCUUACUACUUAAACCUGGGCUUGUAAUUUUUAAAAAAUAUUUAACAUUAUGCAGCCCCACUAGUAUAGACUCAGUAUUAUGACAUUAUAAAAUUUUAAAUUCCAGGUUUUAUCAUGUUUUAUUUACAGUGACAUGAACGAUAGAAGUAACUGGAACAGCAGUUGGAACGCCCAGACUGUUCAACUUGGUUAAUCUGACCUUGGGCUAGGUGCUUAACUUUCAGUGCUAGGUUUCCUACUCUCUAAGGAGGAUAAUUAUUGAUCUCUGCAUCCAUUCAGAAGAAUGUUGUGAGGAUUAGGCAAAUACUCUGAAGUAGUUCAUUUAAGAAAAAAAAGUUACUCAAAUUACAAGGUAUUUAGCUGUCUUUAGAACCUUGUAACUGAACAGGGAGAUUAUUUUUGAAAUUAUUUUAAAAUUACUAAAUAGAACUUGGAACACAUGCUGUGGGAGAAAUGAUUCUGAAAAGCAUGUGAAGAAAUGCUAAUUAGGAAAAGGGGAGUUUACCAAAGCCAAAGAUUCCUAAGUCUGUACAAAUUCUUGCUUCAAAUAAUAAUUCAAACAUCUCGUUUAAACUCAUUUAGUGAAAAAUGACAUUUCAAAGCUCAAAAAAAAAAAUUAGCUGUACUAAUUUGGGCACCAUAAAGUGCUCUGACAUAAAUGUGAACCUAGACUUGGUAGUUCUAAUACAAGUUUUUCCACUUUGUUAAAGGUUAUGUCAAUCUUGAGCACUUGUGGGACUCUUCCUCCACCACCAAUACAUAUUUUAUUACUACCACUUUUAAUAAUGCAUACGAAUUCUUAUUUAGGCUAGAUUUUUGGAUUUGGUUUGUCUAUAACAAAGUACAUAUAGUAAAAAUCACAUUUGAACAUGAAUUCAAGAAGUAUAACAUGAGUUUCUCCCAAGUCAUCUAAGUCACUUUUAAUAAAAGAAGGCUUUGUUUGGACUUUUUUCCUUUGGCAUAGUUUAAGCAACCCUUACCAUACAAACAGAAAGUUGUCAUUUUGUUCAUGUAACUCUUUUGUUAAUCAGAAGUGAAUAAAAAAGCAAACUUUUUUUUAAUCCUAAAUACAAAAUUCACUAGCUUUUUAACAUUGUUAUACCUAAAAAUUUUAAUUUUUAAAUAAUAAAUCUGGUUAUUCAGAUUAAAGAGCAGAAGGAGAGACUAAAGGUAAGGGGGGGAGAGUAAGUUAAAAACCUUCCAGAGAUUCAGACAAAAAAACUUAAGAGUAAUUUUACAGUUCUGAAAAGUGAAAAUUGAUACUGAUAUAUUUAGAAGAAUGAGUGAGCAUCUCUUUAAAAGGUAUAAAUCACGUAAACUAGAAAAUUUAAAUGCCUUACCAAGUUGGGAAAAUGACCUCUAGUAUUUCAAAUAUCUUUUCAAUGAGAACCUAAGCAAGAAGUAUUUCAGAUUUAUUAAAAUUUCUACUUGACACAUGAAUUUACCUCCAGCCAUUUUGUAAUCCCAGAUCCUAUAUCCAACAAAUGAAAGGAAAAUGGUCUAAAAAUAAGCUUGCCUGACUAAUAAAGGUAGCCUGAGAUUACUUUUGGUAUUUUCCAUAUCAAUUUCUAACUAUUCAUUUAAAACAAAUCAAUAUAUUAUCAAACCCUUUGUUGGUGAACUUUUAAUGUAUUAUUCACUAAUAUUACAGAAUUGAACUCAGAAAGUUUUAUAUGGUUUUUUGAAAUAAUUCUUUACAGUAUGAACUAAGAUAGCCUCCAAAGCACAACAUUCCUAGGAAAAAUAAAACUCAAAAUUCUAAUGAUUAGAUCAUUCUCAAGUUAAUAAGAGCUAAUUUUUUGGGAAACUGUGGUCAUAAAACUAAUUUCCAUUGAAACUAUUCAAAUAUAUAUUUUCUAUUUAAGUGAACUAUAGUAAUUCAUCUUCCACUUUUAUUCUUAAAAAUUAUAGACUGGGGAAAGGAAGAAAAAAAUUAUAGACCAUAUUUGUAGUUAAUUAGGUUAAUCUGAAUUUCCAUAGGAAGAACAUGAAAAUUCCAACCACUUAAACACCAUUUCAAGAUUUCACGGUAAAAGAAAACACAGUACCACAUAGGCAGUAGCACAGUGUUUCUCUGGGUAGGAAGAAAAGCCAGCAAGGACAUUAAUCUCUAGAACAGUGUUUGUGCAGUGAAAUUCCUUAGAUUCUUAAUAACAAAAUACCAAUUGUGUUAUGAUUAGGAUAUUUUUCUUCCUUUUUGUCUUCAUGUUUUCUUCACAGUUUAACGCCAUGUAUACUAUAUGCCUUUCAGCUACUGAAAUAACUAAAAAACCUUUCUACUGUUUUACCACAGAAUAUAAAAACAACAGGAACAAGAUAGUAAUUAUUCCUCCAAGUGAUGCGGUUCAUUUUUAUUUUGGUUUUCAAAUAAUCUGUCAUAAAAAAGGAAGUGAAAUAAUCAUGGGUGCAAUGUAAAUAUAUACAUUUUAAAAAUCAUGUUAUAUGCACAAUUAACUUAUAAGCAUCAAUAUACAAUAAGGCCCAGAAUUUUCUGAAAACAAAAUUCACAAAUGCAAUAAAUGCUAUAAAUUGGAAAACUACUAACACACCAAAAACGUUAAUAAGCAGAAGUUAUUCAAUUCCAAUCAUGUAGUACUUAUUUUGGUAACAUUAGCAACAUAAAUUAUCACAGAAUCAAAAUACAAAUCUUGGAUCUUAUUAAAUAUCUGAAAAAAUAGGCUACUUUGCUAGCUUCCCAAACCAACUGUUUUAAGCAAACAAAACCUGGUAUUUAUACAGGCAUACUACGUACUUGACUGACAAGGUAGUAUUUUUAACCCCAGGAGGAGAAGGCAGGAGAUGAGUUUUUGGAAAAAAAUAAGGUUUGCGUAAAAUCUAUAGGAUUUAGGGAAGACUGGUUUCCUAGAGGCUUUUCCCAACUGCAGAAAUUGUCAAAUUUUUAUAUAACAGAUAAUUUUAACAAAGGGAAUGUAAAAAUAAAAGCUGUCAAAGGUUCUGUUAAAGUACAUGUAAUUCUUUAAGAACAAAGUGGCUUUAAAAAUUUGUGAAGAAGCAUGAAAGAAAAUAAUAAUGGGUAAAGAACACACACACACAGGCUAGAGAUGAGUUUGUUGUUGUUGUUUUUUAAAUAUAGAUGCCCAGGUAGAAAAAGUCAAAUAGGCUUAAGAAAAAAUAUGCUAGGAAUAGGUAAAAAUACAAAAGUUUUAAACCAUGAAACUCUUCUAAUGCAAAUGAAGUCAAUACUAAAAGAUUUCUGUACAGAGAUCAUACUCCAUGUUUUUUACUCCCCCAUGAAAACCUAAUUAAAUGUUCAAUUAAAGUUUAAAUCAUAACCAAAUCUGAAUAUCUAAUAAAGUCUUUCUACCAUUCUGUUGUCCUUCAA
Suricata suricatta (meerkat) is the source of this 6065-nucleotide messenger RNA. RefSeq names its product kelch like family member 32 (gene KLHL32). The record is from RefSeq and is a predicted model, not a curated record. Gene Ontology annotation, molecular function: protein binding. The coding region runs from base 445 to 2307 and encodes 620 amino acids. The transcript has 11 exons. NCBI's taxonomy places the organism in Eukaryota, Metazoa, Chordata, Mammalia, Carnivora, Herpestidae.